Messenger RNA from Nerophis ophidion (straightnose pipefish), 1708 nucleotides. RefSeq names its product glutaminyl-peptide cyclotransferase (gene qpct). The record is from RefSeq and is a predicted model, not a curated record. Gene Ontology annotation, molecular function: zinc ion binding; glutaminyl-peptide cyclotransferase activity. NCBI's taxonomy places the organism in Eukaryota, Metazoa, Chordata, Actinopteri, Syngnathiformes, Syngnathidae. The transcript has 8 exons. The coding region runs from base 434 to 1588 and encodes 384 amino acids.
ACUUGUUGUCAGACAGACUAAGGAAGUGUUAAAGUGGUUUACUUUUGUAUAUAUGUUGAAAUGUGAGUGUGUGGAUUUGUUUUAUUUUUUAUUUGUCUACGGUCCACGUGUACACAGCCUUUAAAUAGCGCGAUAAUAUAGUCCGCGCUAUUCAAAAACGAAAAAUAAGGGUUUUAUAAUUGCUUGAGGGAUCAUAAAAAUUGAAUGGCAGGAGCCGAUGUACACGAUGUGAUGAGAACGACGCUGGGUUAUUUGAUGGCAUAAAUGCACAGUCACUGUCGGUAAACACAUUCCACCCGUCGUACGAGGCGCACGCACACUCAUACGCGCACGCGUGCACAUGCACACGCACAGAGCACAGUAAGUCCUGCCUGGCAUGUCUGCUGCCUUUCACAUGAUCUGAGGUCUCUCCAGUGCUGACACAAAUUUGCGGAUGAGAGCGACAGAAAAGAUGGCUUCUUUAUUGCCUUUGCGUUCCACAAUUACUAUCUGGCUGACUUUCAUUCACUGCACCAAUGCACAACUCUGGACUCAAGAAAAGUUUCACCAUCAAGCGGCCCCGCUCACACCUGAUGAGAUCCAGACCGCCCUGUCCCACACGGACCUGGCCCAGAUGUGGCAGAGGGACCUGAGGCCGCUGCUUGUUACCAGAUAUCCUGGAUCUACAGGCAGCCAGGCUGUGCAGCAGCAUAUUAAAACAACCCUGGCCUCCCUUGGAGCGGGCUGGCAGGUGACAGAGGAUAAGUUCAUGUCACAGACACCCUAUGGCCCGCUUCCCUUCACCAACCUCAUUGCCACCCUCAACCCAUCAGCCAAGCGCCGCCUGGUGCUGGCCUGCCACUACGACUCCAAGUAUUACACGCAGCAAUGGGACGGCAGGGAGUUUCAAGGCGCCACGGAUUCUGCCGUCCCGUGUGCCAUGAUGCUGGAACUGGCACGCGCCCUUGAUGAAGAGCUGAAAAGUCACAAGGCAUCCACCCCCAGCCUGACCUUACAGUUGCUUUUCUUCGAUGGCGAAGAAGCUCUUGUCCAGUGGACUCCUAUUGACUCCCUCUAUGGCUCUCGUCACCUAGCACAGAAGAUGGAGACCACCCCGCACCCCCCAGAAGACGCUAGCACCAAUCAACUGGACGGCAUAGAUCUGUUUGUAUUAUUGGACCUGAUCGGGGGCCCCAGUCCACGCUUUGGUAACCACUUCCAAAGCACAACAUACUGGCUUUCCCGACUGCAAAACAUUGAACAACAAACGACAAACAGAGAAAGUGUUACAAAAAAUAGUUUAAGCGACCCAAUUGCAAAGACUGACCAGAAGCGCCUGCACUCUAUGAACCAACUUGAGAAUCAUCUUGAUGAGGUGGAAUAUUUCUGGCCACAUCACCCUGUUGGUCAUAUUCAAGAUGAUCAUAUUCCAUUCCUCAACAGAGGGGUCCGCGUCCUACACAUAAUCCCCUCCCCUUUCCCUGUCGUGUGGCACACAUUUGAGGACAACGAGCAGAACCUGGACCGCCCCACCAUUCAGAACCUCAACAAAAUUUUACAGAUUUUUGUCCUGGAGUAUCUCAACGCCAGACCUGUAAUUUCCCCGUAAAAAGUUCACAUUUACCAUGUUUUAAUGAAUUAUAUGUAUUUCUUGGCUUAUGAUAUGAGAUGUAAAAUUUUGCCUUUGACCAAAACAACAUUCUUUUAGAUUACAAAGCUAAACAUAGUA